GUUAAGGGAAAUUUAUGCAAGUUUCACAUGUUCCCAUCCGUCGUUCUCUAUAAAACAACACUAAAUGUAAGAGCUACGCCACUUCGUGCUCCUAUUUUCAUCGCGUCACCAACUUGGCCAGUAGGGGAAUCUGUUCGACUCAACUGCCAAAUCUUGUAUUCUUCUUCCGAUGUUUCCCGGCAACGACUAUACUGCGUCGUCAUUGAUGACAGAUUUUCUUCGAGAUUCCGGUGGUGUUGCCGUGAUAGACGGUGGCCUGGCGACGGAACUCGAACGCCACGGUGCUGACCUCAACGACCCUCUCUGGAGUGCCAAAUGCCUCCUCACUUCUCCUCAUCUCAUUCGUACGGUACACCUUGAUUAUCUUGAAGCUGGUGCGGAUAUAAUAAUCACCGCCUCUUACCAGGCAACCAUUCAAGGGUUCCAGGCCAAAGGCUUCUCUCAUGAAGAAAGUGAAGGCUUGCUUAAGAAAAGUGUGGAAGUUGCCUGUGAGACACGGGAUAUAUACUAUGACAGAUGUCAUCAACCUUCUCAUGAUCAUGCUGACGAUGGUAGAGUUCUCAAACAACGACCUAUCUUAGUUGCAGCGUCUGUGGGAAGUUAUGGGGCCUAUUUAGCUGAUGGUUCUGAAUACAGUGGGGACUAUGGAGAUGCAAUGAAUCUGGAGUUUUUAAAAGGUUUUCACCAAAGAAGGGUUCAGAUUCUAGCAGAAUCUGGUGCUGAUCUACUAGCUUUCGAAACAGUGCCCAAUAAGCUUGAGGCUCAGGCUUUUGCUCAGCUUCUUGAGGAAGAAGACAUAAAGAUUCCUGCAUGGUUUUCCUUCAACUCUAAGGAUGGUGUUAAUGUGGUCAGUGGAGAUUCUUUUCUUGAAUGUGCAGCAAUUGCUGAGUCAUGCAAAAAAGUUGUAGCUGUAGGAAUCAACUGCACCCCUCCUAGAUUUAUCCAUGGCCUGAUUUUAUCUAUUAAGAAGGUGACAAAUAAACCUAUUGUUAUUUACCCAAACAGUGGUGAGAGUUAUGAUGCUGAUCGAAAGGAGUGGGUGCAAAAUAGUGGGGUUUCAGAUGAAGAUUUUGUUUCAUACGUGAACAAAUGGUGCGAGGUAGGAGCAUCCCUUGUAGGAGGUUGCUGCAGAACUACUCCCCAUACCAUUAGAGCGAUUUAUAGGACUCUCUCCAAUAGAUCUGCUGCUCUACCUUUGGAUGGCCGCACUGAAUAGCUUUAAAUGGAGAGAGAUCUUUAGUGGUUGAUUGCUUGAAGCUACUGACAGGGUUUUUUGAAUUUCAACAUUUUCUUGUAAUUACAAAUGGUGAUUGGAGAGCCUGAUGCACCACUGUGAAUGAAGGUUUUGAUCGACUCACUGUUUUUUGGGCUCGGUAACUAUUCGACAAGCACGUUAUGGGAGGCUUAUUGUUAUCAUAUUUACAGGGUUAAUAUUUUGCCAUUAAGAUGUUUGGAAGAUUAUUAUGUAUUGCACUUUUUUUUUAUUCCAAGAGUUGUUUUA
Molecule: messenger RNA, 1501 nt
Organism: Ilex paraguariensis (yerba mate)
Lineage: Eukaryota; Viridiplantae; Streptophyta; Magnoliopsida; Aquifoliales; Aquifoliaceae
Source: the annotation of a GenBank genome assembly